UCUCACUAUAAUGUUAAGGAAUCCCAAUCCAAAAUGUAUAUUGCAACAUUUGCACUCUUCAGAUAAUUCACAUUUGCUAUUAGCAGUCUGUGACCUAUUCAGUUACCAGUCCAUCCCAACGUUUUUUCUGUUCCCAUAUUUUCAGCGUUUUCAGCCUUUUAAAGCAAAUUUGGGGCAUAAAUUCUAAUGAUGCAGUAUUUAUUCAAAUAUUCUAUCGUAUUUAUCAUUUUCUCACUUGAAUUUCUCCUGGGUAAAAGUGACGAUAAGCGGAAUUAUUACGAAAUCCUCGGGUUAACUAAAUCUGCUUCAACAAGUGAUAUUAAAAAGGCCUUUCGCAAACUUGCAGUAAAAUACCACCCUGAUAAAAAUAAAGAUAAGGGUGCACAAGAAGAGUUUGUGAAAAUUGCUGAAGCUUAUGAUGUACUAUCUGAUGAAGAAAAACGCAGGCAGUACGAUAAUGUUGGGCAUGGGUUUUACACACAACAGUCUCGUGGUGGUGGCUCUCCAGAUUUCGACUUCAAUAGCUUCUUUCACAACUUUGAUAUGUUUCGUCAACACAGACGUACUGAUAACUUUGGUGGUGGUUCAUUCUUUAACUUCCACGAUUUAUUUGAAGAUGAUGACGACAACAUAUUCUCAUCAUUUGGUAGUAUGUUCCAGGGAUCUGAUGAUUCUGGUGUACACAAGCGUCGAGGUCAACAAACAUGUCACACUGAAACUAUAAGAAGAGGUAAUACAGUGAUUACUCGAACACAUUGCUCUUAAAUUUCUUCCCUAACAUCCUGGCGAAAUUCAUUUACAUGUUGUGAAAUAUCUGAACUGUUUUUAACCAGAUGAGACGCUCGCCUAUUCAUCAUUUUUAUUUUAUGAAAUGCUCACCAUAAUAUCACUUCCUUUCUUCAUGUACAGUCUGUGAUCAUCAUCUAUUUAAUUCACUCCACAAUGUACAUAGGAGUGUUUUGUUUGGGUCUGUUCAGCUGACACUGGUGCAUAUGCAUAGAAUACAUUGAAUAUUUUUGUGUUUAACAAAGAAUAUGAGUGAAGGUUUUUUUUAAAAAAAAGAGAAGUUUUACACCUUCGCUUUGUUCACUGCUUAAAGUAAUCGGAUGCUGACAACAAAUGUAUGGUCAAGUGGGAUGUAUGUAUGUAUGAAUGUCCACCUGAUGUAAUAUUACAGCUAAUUUACCGUUGUCUUUCUUCUUUUGGUUUAUUCAUAAUUUUUAAAAGAAACUCAAAUAUAGUUCCUACCUUUUUUGUCUUCCUUAUGUUUGCAUUUCUGGGAAGGAAAUAUAUCUCGAAAUUACCUAAGUUAAAAUUAUUGGACUAUUGAGUGCUUUCCCAGUGACUGAAUCGUCAGCCAGCUCGCCUUGUAACCUGAAUGUCCUGGGUUCGAUCCCUGGCGGUGGGGUC
Molecule: messenger RNA, 1410 nt
Organism: Trichobilharzia szidati
Lineage: Eukaryota; Metazoa; Platyhelminthes; Trematoda; Strigeidida; Schistosomatidae
Source: the annotation of a GenBank genome assembly